AAAUCCAAAUCGCAAGCACUCCUCGAAGCUUUUUAGAUCAUCUUUGCAGUCACCGAUUUCAGUCUACCCAUCACUAUGUAUGCCAAGCUGGUGUUGCUCUUUUCUGCUGUGGCAAUAGCUCAUGGCACUAGUCUCCUUGGAUCUGGACUUCUUGCCCCAGGGCUCAUCAAUUCCGGAUUAGUAGCUCCAGGAAUUGUUGCUCCUGGGAUUAUUGCUCCCGGACUUGUUUCUAAUAGGGUUAUUGCUCCCGGACUGGUUGCUCCUGGAAUUAUUGCUCCUGGCAUCGCUUUGAAAGGUGCUCCUCUGCUUUCGGCCAUUCCAUCUGCAAUCUCCACUAGCUCCAUCGUGGCUACUCCCGGUGCCAUCACCACCGACAAAAGAAUAAUCGGCACCAGUGGCAUAAUCGCCGGAGCUCCUCUUGUGUACAAUAAUGGUCUUCUUGCCAAGGGAGUUGCUGUGCCUGCCCCUCUGAUGUGGAACAAUGGACUCGGAAUUAAAGGAGGAGUUUUGGCUGCUCCAGCUGUUGUUAAACUGGUGUUGCUCUUUUCUGCUAUGGCAAUAGCUCAUGGCACUAUGGUUGCUCCUGGAAUUGUUGCUCCUGGCCUCCCAUUGAAAGGUGCUCCUCUGCUUUCAGCCAUUCCUUCUGCAAUCUCCACUAGCUCCGUCGUGGCUACUCCCGGUGCCAUCACCACCGACAAAAGAAUCAUCGGCACCAGUGGCAUAAUCGCCGGAGCUCCUCUUGUGUACAAUAAUGGUCUUCUUGCCAAGGGAGUGGCUGUGCCUGCCCCUCUGACGUGGAACAAUGGACUCGGAAUUAAAGGAGGAGUUUUGACAGCUCCAGCUGUUGUUAAAACCAUCUGGAAAUAA
Uloborus diversus is the source of this 867-nucleotide messenger RNA. It is a transcript of the gene Nplp3, whose product is annotated as glutamine-rich protein 2-like. The transcript is spliced from 4 exons. Bases 76 to 867 code for a protein of 263 amino acids. The record is from RefSeq and is a predicted model, not a curated record. NCBI's taxonomy places the organism in Eukaryota, Metazoa, Arthropoda, Arachnida, Araneae, Uloboridae.